UUGAGGAUCUCAGCUGCUGGUAACGUGACGGGAUGUGCGCGCCGUACACUUCAUGGUGCUCAGAGAGGACGCGACCUGCUCCUUAGAAAGCAAUUCAAGUGGAGAACUACAAGUAGCAGACUGCUUUAAUGUGGUGCACUACAUGUCCCAGCCAUCCAUAUGUGCAUGCAGUUCCAUAAUAAAGAACAUUCAUUCACCAAAACUAAAGAUGGCCCCCAGAAAACGAAAAGGCACUACUAUGACCUCAUUGACAGCCCUGGAGAAGAUAAGGCUACUUAUAACUCUGGGAUAAGAGAUCAGUUACUUACCUACAAACUCACUGCCGAGUCCACACAGAGUGAAUAUGCCGCCCUGUUGGUGAAGAACACUGGUUUACAAGCAGAGGUUUCUGACCUAAAGAAACGGCUGACAGCCAAAGAUGUCUACCUGCAAGAAGUAAAGGAGGAAUUAGAAAAAUACAAAGAAAGAUGUGCCCGCCAGCUGUCCCAGAUGCAGACCCUCAAAGAACAUAUCAAGGAAUUGGACCAUACAUCUAGUGAAAAGGCAGAAAUCAGCGCUGAGAUACACUCUGUCCGUAGAGAUAAAAAAGAAUUAAAUGACAGGAUUAAAGAACUAGAGAACCGAUUAAGAAUUCAUCUGAUGGAAAGAGAAAAAGCUGAACAGAAAAGCAGUGGUCUGGGGAAAAGGCUACACGAAAAUAUUGAGAGGUUGUCCUCUUGUUUGAAUAUUAAUGUUGAGGAGCAUGAGGAUCCCCUGAAUGCUUUGGUGUCAAAGGCCGAGAAAUUGAUGAAAGAAUAUAAACUGCUCAAAUCCAGAAUUACAAGUCUGGAAGAUGCAUUGGCAAGCCAACAAGUGGAGUCUAAAGCCAGUCGGGACACCAUUGUGAAACUGGUGGCGGAGGCAGAAAAACUUAAAAAAAACACGGCUGAUUUUCCUGCAGAGCUUAAAUCUCUGAAGAGGGAGAGAGAUGAAACUCUUCUGGCCAAGAGGAACAUUGAACGAGAAAAGGAGAUUUUGCAAGAGAAGCUGAAGGAUAACCAUAAAGAAUGGGGCAGUUUCCACCAGGAGCUGAUGGAAAAAGAGAAGAAAAUAAAUGAUCUGGAGAGGACUGUACGUACUUUAGAUUACGAGGCUAAAGCAUCUCAAAGUCUGCACCAAAGCUUUGUUAGUCAGCUGGCUACAAUCCUGAGCAAUGGAUUUACAACUGUACCAAGAACAGAGGAAGCUGUUAAGGAGAGAAUCCAAGAAUUCUGCAGCUGUGAACAAACUUGGAAGUCUACCUGCGAAGAUCUGCAGCAGAAGAUUGUUAAGCUCAAUCAUCAAAUCGAGAAACAGCAGGAUCUGUAUCACAAUGCUGUAACCAAGUCAUAUAAAGCAGAAGAACUACUGCAAGAACAGCAGGACUCCAUGAAACAUUUAAAGGGCAAGCUUGCCUCAGAGGAAAUGAUCAAAGAUGGCUUCAACAUGGAAAGAAAAAGGCUCAAGAAGUUCUUACUGCAGCUGGCGGAGAAGAUGAAAAUAAGCCAAGACAUUUCAUCUGAGAGCCUUGUGUCACAGUACGACAUGUUACUGAACAGAGCUGAUGAAAUCUGUAAGAUGGAUAAAGAAUUUCUGAGCGAAAAUAAAACUCUUAUCUACAAUCUACAGAAGAAGGUUAAUUCCCAAAGGGAGAAACUAGAGUUAAAAAAUUCACAAAUUGAACAACUAGAAAAGAAAAUAAAACAGCAUGAAAAAGAUAAAGAGCAUCAAACCUUCCUGAGUGAAAAUUCUGCAGCUAUGACAGCCCAAAAAUUGCAGAAGAAGGUCGAAAGACUCCAGGGACAGCUCAGUGACAUAAAAAUUGCUAAUCAAAACUUGAUGGCUCAGCUUGUCGAUAUGAACGAUCUAAAGGAGAAACUCGACCAUCAGAAGAAAACUAUAGAACUUCUUAGUAAAUCUUUAGAAAAGCUGGAGAAAAUUAAGGAUAAAGCUGCUAAAAAGGUAGUGAGCCUGAAAACAGAGCUGGACUACGAGUCUGUAGGGGAGAAAGUGAGGUGUCAGCAGAUGGUGGAAGCAGUCACUAAUGAGCUGCACACCGCCAGGAGAGCCCUCGAGGAGGUAGCAAGGAGAGAAAAACAGCUUGUCGACUUCAGAGAGACCAUCACCAGAAUGAUGGGAUUUAAUAUUAACACCCUGGCUGUUCCAGAUUAUGAAAUCCUUGACCAACUAAAGCGGGUUUUACGGACACAUGGACCUAACGAUAACACCAAAACAGAUAGGUCUAAGUUGCCAUAUGGGUUUCGGACAGGGAUUGGUGAACCCGAAUACACAGUGCAGCACAUGAACCCUAGACACUAGGAUCAAAACAGAUUUCAGUAUUGGUUGCCACUGCAUCAUGACAUAAGGAGGCACAUACUAUAUAUAAGUACUGGAUGUUUUCAGAAUUUAUAUCCACAGCAUAGGUGACAAGUAUCUGAUCAGUGUGGGGUCAACUGCUGGGACCUCCACGAUUAAUAGUCCUUAGAGUGAACAGAGCAGCAGCCCGCAUGCUUGACCCACCACUGCAUUCACUCAUAUGUGACUGCUGAAGAUAGCAAAGUACAGUGCUCUGCUAUCUUCAGAAACCCCAUAGAGAGUAAAGAACAGAGGACAAGCAUGUGCACUGCCCAUUAACUUGGGAAACAAGGAACCUCUGUUAUGAUCAGUGGGGGCUCCUGUGGAUAGGUGAUAAGUUAAAAUCUUAAAUAACCCCCAUGAAUUGAAUACAUUUUUAUUUGUGGUCAAAGCAUUUUUAUUUCCAUGUAUAAGCUGUAUUCGGUAAGCGUUUAAAGGGGAGGAAAAAAAUUGUUUUAAAGGGUAGCUCCCACCAUCCUAAUUAUUUUUUUUUUGCAAGCCCGUUCCCCUCCCCCCCCCCCGCUACGGCACUAGCCCGUUCACUCCUCCCCCCCCCA
This is a messenger RNA of Hyla sarda, 2930 nucleotides long. RefSeq names its product coiled-coil domain-containing protein 170-like. NCBI's taxonomy places the organism in Eukaryota, Metazoa, Chordata, Amphibia, Anura, Hylidae. Bases 160 to 2337 code for a protein of 725 amino acids. The transcript is spliced from 13 exons. The record is from RefSeq and is a predicted model, not a curated record.